Messenger RNA from Sphaeroforma arctica JP610, 345 nucleotides. RefSeq lists its product as hypothetical. The coding region runs from base 1 to 345 and encodes 114 amino acids. The record is from RefSeq and is a predicted model, not a curated record. Lineage: Eukaryota; Ichthyosporea; Ichthyophonida. The transcript is spliced from 2 exons.
AUGGCGACAGGCCUCAUAACGUACAAGCGUAAUAAGCCCCGGAUGGAGAUGGACAUCAUAAGGUACGAUCAUUGUGUAGAUGCCUACUCUCUACUCUCUAGUAGAGAGAGAUGGACUGCAGGUCCAUGGUGGUCCGGUGGAGUGCGGAGUGUGGACUGGUGGUGGACUCUGAGUCUGGGGGGUUCGGGUACAUACAUGCCUACACGUGGUCAACUUCUUUACUUCUUCGUAGAUCUGACUCUUCAAAGCGACUCGGAGUCUGGAACUGGGACUCUAGAGUCUGGGUCCUGGGAGACCUCAGACCUCAUACUCAUAGUCUCAACUCUCAUAGUCAAUGGACAAUGA